AUGAAGAAAUCAAAGCAAGCAAAGGCAUCCGAAAGCGAAGAUGGAGUUGAUAUAAUCAGUAAAAUGCCGGAUCAUGUUCUUCAGUUGAUUCUUUCACGUCUUCAAGGUUAUGUAGCUGGUGAAUUUAUGUUUAAAACAAGUAUGCCCUCCUUGAAGGAAGUUGCGAUUCACCCUGAAGAACUGACUGAAGAUGAAAGGCCCCUUGUUGAUGGGUUUGUUGGAAUAAGUCACGUGGAAUUUUUGUGCAUCACUCUUUACUGUGUCUCAAUGUGUUAUUUUCCGCCAAAUGAUGUCCCUGUAUCUCUACCCAAUCUCAAGACUUUGGAGAUAACAACUGGUGUAUUUGCAGUGAAUGAUCUCAUCCCAUUUCUCAUAUGUUUUCCACAUCUGGAGUCUCUCCGUUUGUUCAUUACACAGGUAGAUCGGUUGGAAGAUUGGAAACUAGAUGAUAUUGCAUCAAUGAGAAUCUUGACCCGUCAUUUGAAAUUGGUUGAGUUUCUUGGUUUCGAUGGAGAUGAUCGGAAACUGGCUAUAGCUCGUGCCAUACUGGAGCAUGGAGAUGCAUUGGAGGAAAUGGUUUUCUUGUGGCAACAGGAUGCAGCGCACCAUGAGAAGUCGAUGGAGGCUAUGAAGGAAAUGUCAAAAUUUCACAAGGCUUCUUCAACUGUCAAACUUACAACUGUACUUCAGCCAGCUCCCUCUCGAUUCAAGCUCUGAGUCUUUUAUUUGAGUUGAGAUCGAGCUCGUUACUCUUUUGAUGAACUGAUGUUAAAUGCUUUUUGUAAAACUGUACGUAGUAACUACCAAUUCAUGUUAUGGGGUAAACCAGAUCUUUUGGUCUUAUGUGUAUUGUGGCGGAUGCUGCUUGUUAGAUUUGGAA
Messenger RNA from Lactuca virosa, 880 nucleotides. The record is from the annotation of a GenBank genome assembly. Lineage: Eukaryota; Viridiplantae; Streptophyta; Magnoliopsida; Asterales; Asteraceae.